Molecule: messenger RNA, 1412 nt
Organism: Megalobrama amblycephala (Wuchang bream)
Lineage: Eukaryota; Metazoa; Chordata; Actinopteri; Cypriniformes; Xenocyprididae
Product: CD209 antigen-like protein C
Exons: 5
Coding region: 178-966 (262 amino acids)
Source: RefSeq, a predicted model, not a curated record
UGUACUGUUUUUAAGUGCUGCUGUUUCCUGCAUCAUCAGCACAAGUUUUUAUUCUUGUUGAAGGCAGGUGUGAAAUAAAAUGACUUCCUGUUUAGUUUUAGUACUAAGUGUAAAAACACUCAUUCUGAAGAUCACAGCUCAUCCGUGAAGACGUGCUGUCCAACAUAAGAGCCAAAUAUGGAAUUAGACUCUAUUUAUCAAAAUUUUGAAUGCAGAAAUACUGAGGACACAUCUGAACCUCAAACACUGAAUCACAGGCAGGAUGAAGGAAAAGAUGAAAAGUGCAGAGGAAGUAGAUGUUUGGUGUUGAUGACAGUGUGUCUCGGGCUCAUUUGUGUUCUUCUGCUGGUCAUCAUCAUCUUCAUCACAGCAGAGAGAGAAUCUCUGGUCAAGAGUUACAAGAACACAGUUGAAGAGAUCAAUCAGACCAUCAACAGCUUACAGGACAAUUACACUGAUCUAACACAGAAGAAACUGGAGCUGGAGACCAGAGUCAAUGAUCUCUCUGCUGAGAAAAGUCAGUUACAGAGAAGCGCUGACUCUCUGAGUCAGAAGAAUCUGGAGUUAGAGACCAGAGUCACAUCUUUGAGUGAUGAACUGAGAAAAACUUCUAAACAAGUUUUUUUUUUCAUAUCCCAUGAGUCGAAGAGCUGGUCUGAGAGCAGACAGUACUGCAGGGAUCGAGGAGCUGAUCUGGUCAUUACCAACACUGAAGAGAAGCAGAGGUUCAUAUCUUCAAUCGUCAAGGAGAGUGUGUGGAUUGGUUUGUCUGAUAUUGAGACUGAAGGCAGAAUGAAAUGGGUGGAUAAUUCAACACUGAAUCGAGGGUUUUGGUCCAAUGGUCAGCCGGAUGACUAUAAUGGAAAUGAGGACUGUGUUGAACUGAACCCUACACAAGACCCUGGGAACAACUGGAAUGACGUGCCAUGCUCUGACAAGAGGAAAGGGAUUUGUGAGAAGAACUAGAUUUUAUCUAGUCUUGUGUUUUUGCUUCUAUUAUUUCGUUGAAUUUUUAUUGUGAAUGUAUAAUUUCUGCCAGUUGAUGUUCAUAUGAAUUUAUUAGAAGGAAAAUGUAAAAUUGUCAUUAUUUUCUCUGCUAUAAUAAACUCACAACAUUCUCACGAUGUGAAUUAGGGUGAUCUGAGAUACCAAACCUCUGAUGUGUUCAUGUUUUGCUCCAGUAGUGCAAUCUACUGUGCUCCAAAAUCACAGUAGAUUGCACUGAUUCACCCUAUUAUUCUGAUAUUGUCUGUGAAACUGCCUUUGUGUUGUAUUGCUUUCACUUUCAGUAAAAUGGUCAGUAACCAUUAUUACUUUACUAAAUUGUAUUUUGUUCUUAUUUCAUUCAUUCUUGUGUAUCUGCCUUAUUGCACUUUAUUCUACUCCAACAGAGGAGACCUGAUUAAAACUAU